Messenger RNA from Suillus clintonianus, 2025 nucleotides. RefSeq lists its product as uncharacterized. NCBI's taxonomy places the organism in Eukaryota, Fungi, Basidiomycota, Agaricomycetes, Boletales, Suillaceae. The record is from RefSeq and is a predicted model, not a curated record. The transcript has 12 exons. Bases 1 to 2025 code for a protein of 674 amino acids.
AUGUGCAUCAUGGCGUUCGAGCUGAUCAUGUGCUGUAACUAUCUUUGUGGGGCCCGGGGAAAUUUGGACGACACUGAUGUUCUGGGCAGCCAUCUUGAAAGUUCCGUCGACGAGUGGUUCAUGUCAGCCACAAACAAUAAGCCUCCCGCUAGUAUCCAGCCGCAAAGGACUUGGUUCAGCAAGUUAUUUCAUGCCGCAUACCCACAGUUGCAUCUUGCUGCCCCAGUGCCCUGGAAGGCUCUCUCAAGAAAUUUAUUUGCAAAUGUAACAGAUGGAUCAUCCUCUGCUGGUACAUGUUACAUGCUGCAUGCCAUACUGGUCAUGAUAUAUGUCGUCCUUGUUAUCGUUUAUAUCGCCCACUGGGAACACCGUGCGACUCUGCCAUUCACGCAAAUGAACAAUGAUUUCUGGUCUGUGGUGCUGAGUGCUUCACUACAAGCAUUUUACACUGUUUACACGGCUGUUCUACUCUUCUUUACCCAACGGCUUGCGAUGUCAAGAUCGCUAGUACAUCGUCUGAAAUUGACUACCAUCCACGAUAUCUCGGGUGCAUGGUCUGGCCUCGGCUCCGCACUCAGCAGUGUCUGGCAACAAACUGAUAUCCCUGCCUCAUGGUGGAUGAUAUCUACUGUGACAGCCUACCUUGUGUGCAUUUCCGUGCUGCAUAUCACCUCUUCCACUCUCCUACAAAUUCAAACAUUCAAUACUUCUAUGACGACUUCUGUGCCAACAAUGUUAGCAUGGCCAUAUGAUUCAUCGAUUUUUGGCACCUAUGAGACGAACUGGGCAUCCAUCACCGCAUCCUUACCAGUUGUCAGUCAAUUGUCCGGACUGGUCUCUGUAGGGUUAUCCAACGCUACAGUCUACGAUACCCCAUACACAAACUCUGUGGCAGGAAACGCAACUGUGGAUGCAACGACAAUAAGCUCACGUUGCGGGUUGCUUCCCAAUCUCACAUACUCUGCGGACGCCGGUAUGCUAAGUGUAAAUUCUACGAUUGGUGAUGGAUACGGAACUUUCAUAUCUAUGGGCGCCAGCUACCCCUGGCCAGACCAAGUACAAGUGCUUUCAUACAACUGGGUUUAUCCAAGUGGCAACGUCACACCACCGGAUACUAACCCCGGUGUCAUCCUUAUGGUCUCUACAUUAUUAGACAUCGAGCCUUCCAUACAAAAGGAGGUCGCCGUGCCGAUAUCUGUGGAAUUUGUUUAUAAUAAUUCUUGGGUGCCAUAUGUCCUUGAAGUAUAUUUUGUGCAAUGCUCGCUUUCGGCCGUCACUGCAGAAGCGGUGCUUGACAUGCAGGCCAACAGUCUGCAGAAUCCCGUGCCCAUGUCGCAACCAUCCACACAGUGGGAAAUCAAGGAGUGGUCCCAGUGGGCAUCUGAUUCCUGGCAAGCAUGGAUUAAUUCGGCUUUGGCUAACCAGGUUGGUAGCGGGUAUUCAUUUUCAGACUUAGCUGGACCCCCCUCUGGAAAUCCCCCCAACGAACCCUCGAUUUCGGACGAGCAUAUCAUGUCAUUGGUAGGCUUAAAUCUCGCCGUCCAGGCUUUGGGAAGGGGAGAUGGGAUUAGUCCUUUUCCUACUUUCGUGUUGAGCCCGGAUAAACUGGAGGCUGCCAUUGCGCAGGUAACUGCACAACUCGUUUGGACAGCGGGGCGAAUCGGGACAACAAACGGAGGAUUUCAAUACGGGGGUGGAACAGCUUCUGUUAAUGAGCAGAUCAUUGCCCUACGCCUCAAUGUCAAUCUUCUUCCUCUGUUGUUUGCAACAUCUGCGUCGGUGAUCAUGAUGAUAUUGGCUCUAUCCAUGACAAGAGCAUUUGAUGCAUCCAGCGACAGCCAAGCUGCCAUCCCGAAUACAGGUGUACUGCAACUCUUGUGGUUGGGUCGUCACUCAGCCCCUGUCAAUGAAGCAAUGGAUGAUGUGGAGAAUCCGACAGAGGCAAACCUGCGCCGCGCAGGCAUGAUAGAUGUUCGUUUUGCAAAGACAAUAUCCGAUGAAUCAGAGUUGGGGGGAUUCAGCUGA